Molecule: messenger RNA, 2027 nt
Organism: Aspergillus alliaceus
Lineage: Eukaryota; Fungi; Ascomycota; Eurotiomycetes; Eurotiales; Aspergillaceae
Product: glutamyl-tRNA(Gln) amidotransferase subunit PET112
Exons: 4
Coding region: 139-1914 (591 amino acids)
Biological process (GO): glutaminyl-tRNAGln biosynthesis via transamidation; mitochondrial translation
Molecular function (GO): glutaminyl-tRNA synthase (glutamine-hydrolyzing) activity
Source: RefSeq, a predicted model, not a curated record
UUUCCUUCUGGAGUCAAUUGUCCUCCGCCUUCCAAGUCACUGUAACCCCUACCUCCUGAAGGCAAACAAUCUAUACUUUCCCCAACUCUGCAAUCCGCUAAAACCCAUCACUUCUCUGUCUCUCUCUCUCUCUCCCACAUGCUCCGCCCAUGGCUGCGCCGAUCCUCCCGAGCAGCCCGCUCGCUCACUCGUCCCUAUAGCUCGCGACUGUCAUACAACUUCCUCUCGCCCACGCACUCCCAAUCGGUUCGAUGCCUACAAACCUCAACCACCGACUCGCAGGAGCGCGUACCACUGCGAAAGCAGCUCAAACAAAAUGCGAAGGCCCUGAAGGCUGAAAAACGUCAAAGGAGGGAGAGUGAGGAAGCCUCUCGACAGAAAUGGGAGCUGACUGUAGGAAUUGAGAUUCAUGCACAGCUGAAUACCGAGAAUAAGUUGUUUUCUCGUGCUCCCACAUCAUCCACCGAUCUCCCCAAUUCGAAUGUUGCUCUUUUCGAUCUUGCGUUUCCGGGAAGCCAGCCGGAAUUCCAGGUUCCGACAUUGCUACCCGCCCUCCGCGCUGCGAUCGCUUUGAACUGUGAUAUUCAGCCCGUGAGCAGAUUCGAUCGGAAACACUACUUCUAUCAGGACCAGCCGGCCGGAUAUCAGAUCACACAAUACUACGAACCUUUUGCGAGAAACGGCUACUUGGAUUUGUUCGGCUACGAUGGGAUCGCGCCAGAAGAUGGAGACCACGUUCGCAUUGGGAUUAAACAAGUCCAAAUGGAACAAGACACCGCUAAAUCCCAGGAAUAUCCUCCUUCGACGCUGCUUCUUGAUUUCAACCGCGUCUCCCACCCCCUCAUCGAAAUCAUUACGAUGCCCCAGAUACACACGCCCGCCACGGCUGCAGCAUGCGUCCGCAAGAUCCAGGCGAUCCUCCAAUCGUGCAGCGCAGUGACCACCGGUAUGGAACUGGGAGGCCUCCGAGCCGAUGUCAAUGUUUCGAUCCGUCAGCGGGGUGACACAGCGGGCGUGCAUCAGUACGGCGGAAUCGGCGGUCUCGGUCAGCGCACAGAGAUCAAGAACCUUAGCAGCUUCAAGGCUGUGGAGGAUGCCAUUAUUGCCGAAAAGAAUCGCCAGAUCGCUCUCCUGGAAAGUGGAGGUGUCGUGGAGGGUGAGACCCGUGGCUGGAGCAUCGGGAGUACGGAGACACGGAAGCUUCGAGGCAAGGAAGGCGAAGUAGACUAUCGGUAUAUGCCAGAUCCGGAUCUCCCACCGCUAGUUAUCGGAUCGGAUCUCGUGUCGGAGCUGCGAAAUACAUUGCCGACGUCUUCGGACGAAUUGAUUGGGCUGCUAAUGGGUAAAGAGUACGGACUCUCGAUCGAAGACGCCAAGCCGCUGGUUGAGCUGGAGGAUGGAGCUCGUUUGGAGUACUACCAGGACGUGGUGGACAUUCUGCACGAUCUGCAGCAAGAUCAAGAUCCGAAGAGCCGUGGGGGUCUUGCGCGCAUGGCGGGCAAUUGGGUUCUCCACGAGCUUGGGGGUCUCUUGACUAAAGCGGACCUUCCUUGGGAUGCAGAACGGGUUCCUGCGCUAUCUCUGGCCCAGAUCAUUGACCACCUUCAGCGAAAGCAAAUCACAGGACCUACGGCGAAGCAGGUGCUAGCCAUGGUGUUUGACGGGGACGCUCGGGCAAUUCCCCAGCUACUGGAAGAUGAAAAUCUGCUUCUUCGACCCCUCUCUCGAGAGGAAUAUAUUGCGUUGGCAGAAGCGGCGAUCAGCCAGAAUCCGCAAAUGGUCGAGCAGAUUCGAACCAAGAACCAGCUGGGGAAAUUAGGGUGGUUUGUCGGACAGAUGAUGCGCAUGGGCGAAAAAGGCCGAGUAGAAGCGGCUAAGGCGGAUGCGAUUCUCCGGGAACUUAUUCUAGAUUAAGUAGAAGGAUAGUGACUUAGUAGUAGUUGAGAGCCUAUAUUGUAGGUGGAGAUCCUUCAGGGGAAUGUAUAGAUAGCGUCAUAGCCAUUCAAAUGAUACCCCCGCGUUUCUGU